AUGAAUAAUACCGAAUAUACUGAAGAAAAGGAAAAAUCAGUAUUGUCUAAUAACAAGGAAAAGGUUUUAUCAGACGUGGAUUCUGAGGAGAAUGAAGAGUCGGUAGAAGAAACUAGUGAAGAAGAUACAGAAUCAGAAGAAUCUUCAGAAGAGGAAUCAAUAGAGGAAGAAGAACCAGAAUUAAAAUACAAACGUUUAGAAGCCGAUGUCAGUGAAUUAUUAAAAAAGGAUGCUGCUAGUGCAAUGGCAGUUUCCGAUAAAUAUGUGGCAUUAGGGACACAUAAUGGAGAUCUUUUUAUACUGGAUUUUGAUGGAAAUCUGAUCAAAAGAUUUUCAUCACAUUCGGCAACUGUAAAUGAUAUAUCAAUUGACGUUGCCGAAGAAUAUGUUGCUAGUGCAUCAAUGGAUGGCAAAGUUGUUAUUCACGGAAUGUACAUUGAUUCUGAGCGAGUUUUUAAUUAUCGACGUCCAGUUAAAUGUGUAGCACUUGAUCCUGAUUUUAGUCGAAAAGAUUCUCAACAAUUUGUAUCGGGUGGUUUGGCUGGUCAACUGAUUUUAAACGAAAAAGACAAAGUACUUCAACAUUCCGGAGAAGGACCAAUUUAUACUGCAAGAUGGAAUGGAAAUCUUAUUGCAUACGCAAAUGAUGAAGGAGUGAAAAUGUAUGAUACACAAUCUCAACAAAGAAUUACUUAUAUAAAACGACCUUCUGGUAGUCCCCGUCCAGAUUUGUAUCGAUGUAAUUUAUGUUGGCGUAGCAAUAAUCAAUUAUUGAUAGGAUGGGCGAAUUAUGUACAAAUAGCUAUAGUCAAGGAACAAACUGUUUCCGGUCUUCCGCCACUUUAUGCCGAAAUUUCUAUGUUUCAAACCGAUUUCAUUGUGUGUGGUAUUGCACCCUUUAAUGAAAUGACAUUAUUGUUAGCAUACCUUUCAGACGAAAUUACAAAAAAUGAAAUGAUGGAUGAUCCGGAACAAUAUAAACGACCUCGUGCAAAACGACCAGAAAUACGAAUAAUCAAUUCAUUAAAAGAAGAAAUUUCAACAGACGCAUUGCCAUUACAUGGAUUUCAACAUUGUCAAGCAAAUGACUAUAUACUCGAUUAUUAUCCUUCAGAAGAUAUGUUUUACGUCGUUAGUCCUAAAGACCUUGUUCUAGCCAAACCACGUGAUUUAGACGACCAUAUUAGUUGGUUAUUGGAUCGUUAUAGGUAUGAAGAAGCUUUGUCAACCCUUAAAGAAGCUCAAGCAUGGGGUGGAAGUAAGGUUUAUGAUUUAACAGAAGUUGGAGAGAAAUAUUUGGGAUAUUUGGUAGAUGAAGGAGAAUUUGCUAAAGCUGCAGAAAAUUGUCCAAAAAUUAUUAAAGAUAGUAAAGAUAGUAAAAAAUUAUGGGAACGCUGGGUUUUCAGAUUUGCAGAGUUGAAACAUUUGCAGGAAAUAACUCCAUAUAUACCUUUCCAAAGCCCCGACCCGCAAUUAAGUAGCACGGCUUAUGAAAUGGUGUUAGCUCAUUUCUUGAAUAAUGAUCACCAGGCGUUAUGUGAUACAAUAAUGAAAUGGCCACCAACAAUUUACAAUAUAUCAAGUGUAACAGUUCUAGUUGAAGAUAUUGUAGAAAAAGAUCCUGAUAAUAAAAUCCUGAUGGAAUGUCUUGCUGAAUUAAGGCCAAAUGUGUUUGACUUAAUAAGAAAUUAUAAUUUAUUCUCUGCUGUACAAGAUAAAGUAGUUCUUCUUAUGGAUUUCGAUCAAUAUUUGAUAUCAGAAAAAAAAAACCAAUUAGAGACAGAAGCCGAAAAUAAAGAACAAGAUUCCUCUAAAAAAAUAGAACCCGUUAGAAAAUCAAAGUCAAAGAAAGAUAUUGAAAUGCCAGCAGUACAAUUAUUAGUGGAAAAUGUUGAAUCAAUACCAAUCGGGCAUGUUGUAAGCCAAUUAAGAUCUCACCAACAAUAUUUGCAUACAUAUUUGGAUGCUUUGUUUAAUAAAGAUCAUCAUAUAGGUUAUGAAUUCCACGAUGAUCAAGUAGAAUUAUAUGCAGAAUAUGAUUAUCCUAGAUUAAUUGAAUUUCUACGUUCUAGUAAUUAUUACGAUUUUGAAAAGGCGUAUAAAAUUUGUAAACAAAGAGAUUUGGUUCCAGAAAUGGUGUUCGUCCUUGGACGAAUGGGAAAUAACAAACAAGCCCUUAUGUUAAUUAUAGAACGUUUGGGAGAUGUCCAACUUGCUAUUGAUUUCGUCAAUGAACAAGAUGAUGAUAUUUUAUGGGAAGAUUUAUUAACAUAUUCUUUAGACAAACCUCGUUUCAUUACGGGUUUGUUGGAAAAUCUUGGAGGGACGAGGUUAGAUCCAAUUAUUUUAAUCAAACGUAUUCCUAAUGGUCUUGAAAUUCCGGAACUUAAAAAGGCUUUAAUAAAAGUACUUCAUGACUAUAAUUUACAGGCAUCUUUGAGAGAAGGAUGUCAGAAAAUAUUAGUAAGUGAUAGUGUAUCAAUGGCUGACCAACUUAUCCGUGCACAAAAACGCGGAAUAUCAUGUGGAGAGGAUAUGGUUUGCUCUAUUUGUUCUAGUUCAAUAAUUAAAGAAGCCAACACAUCAGAAAACAUUGGAAAAUAUGUAAUUUUCUUUUGUCGACAUGCAUAUCAUGAAGAAUGUUUGUUUGAUGCAGAUACAAUACUUCCUUUACCAGAAAAUAUUAACAAAUCAUCAUCAAUAAAUGGAGUUGGCCCUAAAGUUCGUCGUACUAUAAUUCUUAGAUCAAUGACUCCUAGUCCACAAUGUCCAAUUUGUAAUGAUUCACAACAUAAUCAUUCUAAUUUAAAUAAGAAAAAUCCAAAUGGUUCAACUGGUCCUAUUCGUGGUUUUGUUAGAAGUCAAAAUAGACAAAGUGUAAAAGAUGAUGAUGGAAUGCCUCCAAUGAGCAAUGGAUCUACGAAGGAAUCGCCUCAAAAAUAUUCUGAUACAAAGAAAACAGUUACAAUAACAACUCUUAGAAAACCAAAAGGUUUCAUGAAAAAAUUUCCGGUUAAAGCAAAAGAUAAAACUAAUCAAAAUAAUAUCUUUCUUUCGGAUGAUUCAUCUGAAAAAUUUAUUUCACUUGAAUCAAAUACAAACGAUACUAACGAAAGAAAUGAUGUAAAUAAUGUUAACGAGGUAAAAAAUGAUUUCGAAAAUCCCGAUCAUUUAAUUAUCAAUCAAGAGAAUGAUUCCAAUUCAUUGACUUUUGAGAAUAAAGAACCUUUAGAAGGACAAUCACUAUCUAAUCAAUACAACAAUAACAACCUUAACAACAUAACGAUAAAUAAACAAGUUAUCGAUGAAGAACAAAUGGAUGAUGAUGAUCCCACUAUUUAUACGUUUAUCUCUGAACAAUCUAUUUUCGAUGAAGUAUAUAAUUCUGCUGCAAUAGCUCUUGCCAAUUUCAUUAAGACAAUUGAAUUAAUUGUUUUAGAUGCAUCUAGGUCAUUUCGUGUGGCACCUAUCAAAAUUGUAUUUUACUCUGAUGGAGCUGAACCAAAAUUAUAUAAUGGAAUCAAAAGUCUUGAUCCUUCAAAAUUUACGGAAUUUUCUGAAAACGGAUAUUAUAUGUUAGAAACUUGUUCUUCUCACAUAGUAGAACAUCUUCAAGUUGUAUUUCCUUGUUCUAAAGUUGUACUUGAUUCAGGUGAAGAUAGUAAUAAUAUAGUUAUUAGUAAAUUUAUGAAUUCAAUGGAGGUUCUUAAACAUUUUAAAAAAAGAAGAAUUGGAUGA
This is a messenger RNA of Diversispora eburnea, 3738 nucleotides long. Lineage: Eukaryota; Fungi; Glomeromycota; Glomeromycetes; Diversisporales; Diversisporaceae. The record is from the annotation of a GenBank genome assembly.